AUGAAGCCUCCUACAUUCCAUGAAGUUAGAGUUACUCACCUAAAAAAAGAGGUGGAGAAAGUGGAAAAAAUUGUUGAUGAGCAUAAAGUGCAAUGGACAAAGUUUGGAUGUUCCAUUAUGAUGGACAAAUGGAAGGCACCAAAUGGUAAAAUGAUCAUCAAUAUUUUGGUGAAUUCUCCAAUCGGUAGUGUAUUUCUUGGUUCUGUUGAUGCUAGCAAUGAAUCUACUGAUUCCAUCAAAAUAUACAAGUUGUUUGAAAGCACUAUUGAAAGAAUUGGACCGAGAAAUAUUGUACAAAUUGUUACCGAUAAUGCUAGUGAGAAUGUUAAAGCGGGAAGCAUGAUGAUGGGUGUGUACCCACACAUUUAUUGGACUCCAUGUGCUAUUCAUUGCAUCAACUUGAUGUUUGGUGACAUAUUCAAGGUUAAUCCAUAUGCUUCCGUUUUUAUAAAGGCCAUCAAAAUCCAUUCUUACAUUUCAAAGGCCAUUGAUGAUGAACUUGAUGAGAAAAUUCACCAAGGAAAGAAAUUUGGUGAAACUGGCCAAGACAAGAUUUGCAACUGCCAAUUUAACUUUGAGAGCUAUUUUUGGAGUGAUGUUGUUCGAGCACUUACAAUUUGUGGCCGUGGCCUUUUGACAACAGUCCUUCAUUUGGUAGAUGGGGAGAAAAAACCACCAAUGGUCUAUAUUUAUGAAGCAAUGAAUAGAGCCAAAGAAACUACUGCACGGGGUUUCCAUGGAGUUAAGAAGCAAUAUGAGAAAGUGUUUGAAAUUAUUGAUGCAAGGUGGUCAGACCAACUCCAUCCGCCUUUGCAUGUUGUAGGCCAUGUCUUGAACCCAGGAUUGUUUUAUAAAGCUCAAGAAGAGGAAACUUUACUAACGACUCUCUGGGAUGAGUAUUAG
This is a messenger RNA of Solanum stenotomum, 903 nucleotides long. RefSeq lists its product as uncharacterized. The transcript is spliced from 3 exons. Lineage: Eukaryota; Viridiplantae; Streptophyta; Magnoliopsida; Solanales; Solanaceae. The record is from RefSeq and is a predicted model, not a curated record. Bases 1 to 903 code for a protein of 300 amino acids.